Malurus melanocephalus (red-backed fairy wren) is the source of this 4983-nucleotide messenger RNA. It is a transcript of the gene SLC7A4, whose product is annotated as solute carrier family 7 member 4. Gene Ontology annotation, molecular function: amino acid transmembrane transporter activity. The record is from RefSeq and is a predicted model, not a curated record. The transcript has 5 exons. Gene Ontology annotation, biological process: transmembrane transport; amino acid transport. Lineage: Eukaryota; Metazoa; Chordata; Aves; Passeriformes; Maluridae. Gene Ontology annotation, cellular component: plasma membrane. The coding region runs from base 145 to 2106 and encodes 653 amino acids.
GGCGGAGCCGAGCGGCAGAGGCGGCGCGGAGCAGGUGAGGCCGGGGCCGGUGCGGGGCCCCCGGCCACCCUCGCAGGUCUCCAGGCAGGCUCUCGCUGCUGAGGACCCCUCACUCUGCCUAGGGCAGGGCCUGCUUCCUCCAGGAUGGCGAGAUGGCUGCCCCGCUCCACCGACCUGACCCGCUUCUGCCAGAAACUCAACCGGGUGAAGACCCUGGAGGACGACAUGAUGGAGACAUCCUUCAACAGAUGCCUUUCCACCAUCGACUUGACGCUGCUGGGCAUCGGAGGCAUGGUGGGCUCCGGGCUGUAUGUCCUCACRGGCACUGUGGCCAAGGAGAUCGCCGGCCCUGCCGUCAUUGUCUCCUUCAUUAUCGCCGGCUUUGCCUCUCUCCUGGCUGCUCUCUGCUACGCCGAGUUUGGAGCCCGCGUGCCCAAGACAGGCUCUGCCUACAUGUUCACCUACGUGUCCGUGGGUGAGAUCUGGGCUUUCCUCAUUGGCUGGAAUGUACUGCUGGAGUACAUGAUCGGGGGGGCUGCGGUGGCCAGGGCCUGGAGUGGCUACCUGGACUCCAUCUUUAACCACAAGAUCAAAAACUUCACUGAGACCCACGUGGGUGCCUGGCAGGUGCCAUUCCUGGCCCGCUAUCCAGACUUCCUGGCGGCUGCCAUCCUGCUGGUAGCCACUGCCUUCAUCUCCUUUGGGGCCAAAGUGUCCUCCUGGCUCAACCACGUCUUCUCGGCCAUCAGCAUGGGCGUCAUCCUCUUCAUCCUCAUUAUGGGCUUUGUCCUCGCACARCCCAAGAACUGGAGCACCCAGGAGGGUGGCUUUGCCCCAUAUGGGCUGUCGGGCAUCAUGGCUGGCACAGCCACCUGCUUCUAUGCCUUUGUGGGCUUUGACGUCAUUGCAGCCUCCAGUGAAGAGGCCAGGAACCCUCAGAGGGCUGUCCCCAGGGCCAUCGCUUUCUCCUUGGGGCUGGCCACUGGCGCCUACAUCCUAGUGUCAGUUGUGCUGACGCUGAUGGUGCCCUGGCACACMCUGGACCCUGACUCUGCCCUGGCCGAUGCGUUCUACAGGAGGGGCUACUCCUGGGCAGGGUUUCUGGUGGCUGCUGGCUCUAUCUGUGCAAUGAACACAGUUCUGUUGAGCAACCUCUUCUCCCUGCCGCGCAUCGUCUACGCCAUGGCCGAGGACGGGCUCUUCUUUCAGGUCUUCUCCCGAGUGCACCCCCGCACACAGGUGCCUGUGGUCGGCAUCGUGGUCUUCGGGCUGCUCAUGGCCUUGCUGGCCCUCRUCUUCGACCUGGAGGCCCUGGUGCAGUUCCUGUCCAUCGGCACACUGCUGGCCUACACCUUUGUGGCCGCCAGCAUCAUCGUCCUGCGCUUCCAGCAGCAGAAGGGGGAUGUACCCGUGCCAGCAGCCGGUGGCCGGCCYAACCCCGAGCCCCACGAGGGCCCAUCCGGCGGUGAGCUGAAGGAGUAUGAGUCCUUCUCUGACAAGCUGCAGCUGGUGGACAGAGACAAGAGCAAAGAGCAGCGGGAGCCAGGRCAGCUGAAGGCAGCAUUUGAGCCCUACCUGGAGUUCCUCAGCGACUUCUACCCCGGUGAGGUGGUCACAGUGGCYGUGGUGACCCUGAUGGUGUCUGCCAUCUGCCUCUGCUCCAUCUUGGUGUUUGGCAACACCCACCUCCACCUGCCUACCUGGAGCUACUCCCUGCUGCUGGUCCUCUUCAGUCUGGGCUUCCUGCUCAGCCUCCUCCUCAUAUGGGCACAUGAGCAGCAGCACAGCACCCAGACCUUCCAGAUUCCRCUGGUACCCCUGUCGCCAGCACUGAGCAUCAUCCUCAACAUUUACCUGAUGCUGAAGCUCAGUUACAUGACGUGGCUCCGCUUUGCCAUCUGGCUCCUCUUAGGCCUGCUCGUCUACUUUGGCUACGGCAUCUGGCACAGCAAGGAGAACCUGCGGGAGCCACGGCCCCAGCGCRUCAGCGCCCGCUACGUGGUGUUCCCGGGUGGCAGCCUGGAGGAGAGGGUGCAGGCAGUCCAGCCCAGCUCGCAGGCAGCCUCCGGCCUGCCCGACACCGACACCGAYGACUGCAAGAGAUGACAGCCCUGGGAACAGGGGCGCCUGGAGAUGGGAGCAUCGGAAUCCCCUCCCACAGUGAGGCCUUAGAGCCAUCCCCCUCCUGGUCCUUCUGACAGCAGAGCCGCUGGGGCUGCCCUGGGAGUGGCGCUCCAUCUGGAGAGGAUGMGGAUGCUCGCCCUUCCCUGUGUGCUCCCGACAGAGCAUGGAGGGGCCAGCUGCCUCCAUCCCCAUCCCCCGCACUCGGGAGCUGGGUCUCAGGCCAGUGCCUGCCCUGCUCWUGAGGAGCCGUGUCCUUGUCACCUCUGCCUGAGCACACCGUGGCACUGUGCAGCACAUCUCCUGUCUGCCAGCACAUCCAAGCAGCCGGGGAUGCAGAGGCUCCCCAGGGACCGGGACAGGCAGCCCAACGCUGCCUAUCCUGACCYUCGUCCUGACUGCAGCCCCUCUGCCUCCUGCGGAGUCCCUUUCGGAAGGAGGCAGGGGCCAGUCACGCAUCCCCACAGGCACCCCCGCCAUCCCCAUCCCCAGGGCUGCUCUCCUCAAAGGCUGGGGCUGAGGGGGCUGAGGGACAGCUGCAGACAUGACAUGGAGAAGGGAUGUGGCCAGAGUGGGUGGCUGGGCAGGGACCCCAGGAAAACCAGUGGAGGYUGGCACGGCAGCAGCCCAACUGCAUCUUCCCAGCCGCUGGAAUUGGCUGCCUGAGGGUGGGCUGGGGCCCUGCCUGCUGCAAGACAAUGCCAUGGCCAGGCUCCUGCCUCAGCCCUGAGCAGGGUAUCCGCUCUCAGGAGUCCAGGUAUGUUGCCUUGUCCCUGGAGAUCCCCAGUAGCAUCACUGGGCUGAUAUGCCUGGAGCUCCCCACUUCUACAUCCCAGCAGCACCACCUGCCCCACCAUGGGGAGCUCAGCCCUCCAGGAUGCCCCUUCUGGGCUCUCUGGGGCUUGGGACAGGCUCAGUAGGUGCUUUUCAGUAUUGCCCCCUCCCCAGCAAUCAUYCCUGUGCUCUGGGGUCAUCCCAGCUGCAAGGGCGUCAUGGGAGGGUCCCCAGCAGCACUGCUGCAGCCACCCCUGGYUGUUUUCCCUGUGGGCAGCCUAAAGUGGAAGGGAAGAGGACUUCAACAUGUUUUGGAAGCCAGUUGAGCGUAAGGUUGCCAACCUGAUAGACCUUGCAGCAUGGACACCCUGGUCCAUCCUAAUCCUCUGCAUGCUGCGAUGAGCUGGGGACUGUGGGCAAGCUAGUCCAUUACUCCUUGCUGGCCAGUCCCUGGAGGGCCCURGAGAGGCUGUGGGGACCCUCAGUAGGAUACGCUGGCUCCUGGUGAACCCAUACUGUCUGCCAGCAUCUCUCUGUGUCCUGCCUCGUCCCUGCAUUGCUGCUGCCAGAGCUGUGACCCCGCUUGGCACCUCUGUGUCGUGGCUUGUGAGCAAUGGGCUGAUUUGGUCACCCUUAUAAACACUGUUUCUGUGAUGGCUCUGGCUGGUUGUGCUCUCUGUGUCCCCAAGACUCAAGGURGGAAGCUGGUCCCCAGCCAGUGGGGAGAGGGGGGAUUGUGCUGYCCACUGCCACCAUGCGUCCACUGGGGUUCCAGUCACAAGGACAAGCUCCAGCCAGACCCACAGAAACCAGGACCCCACGGGGCUGGGGUAGGCUGGGAUUUGAGCCUUACAAUACACAAAUACCCUGAUAGUGACCCAGAUGGGAGUGAACACUCCUGUGAGCAGCGAGGAUGGUGCUGASCAGCACCAGGACAGAGUUAUUAAAGCUGCCCAAGGUUAAGACCUAAACGGAUGGGAAAAGUUUGUAAUUAAUGGGAAUUAAAGGAUAACAUGCAGAUACUCCCAUCCCCACACUGCUGUUCUCUAGGGAAAUGUCCUUCCUGAGAUAACMGAGUCCUUCUUCAUUAAAAAGCAAGUGUUCAACAGGCACCUGGGGAGGCAGAGGCUUAAUCCUCCUUAGCAAUUCAGCUUUAAUCUUGGUCAUAAAUCCAUUGUCAGCAGGACAAAGACAUGUAAAAAGAUUCUCAGGGACAUGGGAGGAGAAGGGAGCCCAGCACAGGGCUGGGGAAGGGCAGGAAAGUCCUCACAGAGAGGGAGUGGCUGAAGGUGGCUUUAAUGUUCCCCUGUGGAGGAAAGUCGGUGGCAGUCACAUCUCUCAGAUCUCCUAGCAGGGGUCUCCAUCAGCCUUUUAAGCUGCAAAAGACCAAAGAAUUGUUGAACGAGUCUCGUAACCAUUGAUAUUUAAACUAUUUUAAAAUAUUAAUUUGUAAAAUUUCACAGAAGUCCCUGUUGGGCUGUGGCACACAAAGCACRGCAUCCUCUCCCAGCAGAGCAGGGGGUGUCAGGGAUGCAGCCCGCAGGAUAUUAAAGGAUUGAAGAGUAAUUCCCAGGCGCCUGAGAGGCCAGUGGGGCCUCUUGAGCACACUUGUGGGGCUUUUUUUAAUAGRAUUACAAAAUUAGUCAGUUCAUGUCUCAUAAACCAUCCCACUGCAGUAACAUGCUCUGCACAGAACAUGUAUGAAUUGUAUUUUAAUUGACUACUCAUUAAUGCACACAGGAAAAAAGGGGAAUGGCAGCAGCCACUGACACCCAGACAGCCCUUCUACAGGAAUUUGUUCCUGAAAAUUGUAUCAGCAGAGAAAAGAAAAUAAAACCAAACUAAACAGCAUCAGCAGGGUUUUGAGAURGCAGCCUGUAAUUGUAAGAGAAAACAAAAGUUCCCCAUCCAUACCCCCAAUUCCAAACAGAUUUAAAACAMAAUAAUUCCCGUGUGCACCUCCCAGAGCCCUGUUUCAUGGAGCUCUAAGAGCAGCCAUUUGCUACAUCCCUGUGGCUGAUGAUACACCUGUUUUCCASAGCAGCAUCUUUCUCAAAAUUAGCUUGAAAAUAUAAAUAAAGUCUUAUU